AUGGCAUACAUGAAAUUCACAAUCAAGAUUAUUGUAUUUUGGUUAAAUCAACGAAAAUUCAACAAAACUUUGGAAAUGAUGACGGAAGACUGGGAUAAUUGCGCCGACAACGAAAUCUACAUGCAUGAAAUGAUAAGCAAAGCGAAAUGGUCAAAUCGCAUUAAUAACGUAAUAGUAAUUCUUCAUAUAGCCAGUGCUGUUACAUACAGCUUACGUACAAUCUUGGCUGAUGUUGAUGUCACCGAUAGCACGUCUAAGCUGCCGUACGUUCACAAAAUAGAAUUUCCCUUUGACGUGAACACAAAAAGAACUUACAAAAUUAUCUUAUUAACGGAAACUGUGAUUUGCACCAUGAACAGCAUGGGUACUGGUGCUAUAAAUGCUUUACUUUUAAUAUUGAGUAAAGCAAUUGGAAAUGCAGCAUAUAAUUCCGCAUGGUAUAACUUGAAACCUGAGGAUAGUCGUAUCUUAUCAUUUAUAAUAUUAAGGUCGCAAAAACAACUAACACUCACUGUAGGAAAAAUAGCCGAUCUCUCCUUAGAAUAUUUUACAAGUAUCAUGAAUGCCUCGGGAUCAUAUUUAUCAGUGAUGUUGGCGAUGCAAUAA
Cyphomyrmex costatus is the source of this 606-nucleotide messenger RNA. RefSeq lists its product as uncharacterized. Gene Ontology annotation, biological process: detection of chemical stimulus involved in sensory perception of smell; sensory perception of smell. Bases 1 to 606 code for a protein of 201 amino acids. Gene Ontology annotation, cellular component: plasma membrane. The transcript is spliced from 4 exons. Lineage: Eukaryota; Metazoa; Arthropoda; Insecta; Hymenoptera; Formicidae. Gene Ontology annotation, molecular function: olfactory receptor activity; odorant binding. The record is from RefSeq and is a predicted model, not a curated record.